UCUUCUCAAACGGCGCACCAGCAUGGAGUUAGGAGUACUGCUGAGCUGGAGUUCUGUUGGGCCCACUCUGUUGUUUGGUCUGGUGUUCCUGAUCUUCUAUGAGCUACACAGAUAUUUCUCUUUACUGAACAAAUUUCCUCCUGGACCCAAACCAUGGCUGCUUCUGGGGAAUCUGCCUGAGACUUUGAAGGACCCCUUAAAAGUAUUUAUGGAUUUGGGGAUUUAUGGAGAGAUAAGCACCUUAUACAUGGGCAGGAGCCCAGCUAUAGUGUUGAACAAGCUGCAGAUAGCCAAGGAGGCUUUGGUCCAUAACGCAGCAGCAUUCUCAGGAAGACCAUCUCUACCAGUUCUGGACUGGAUCACCAAUGGGAAUGGGAUUGUGGGGGCUACUUAUGGGCAUUCCUGGAAGCAACAGAGGAAGUUUGCAUCAGUCACUCUGAAGAACUUUGGUCUGGGGAAGAAAUCUCUGGAGGAGCGAAUCGUUGAAGAAGCUCACUUUCUCAUAGAGCAUCUAAACAAAGAAGGAGGGAACGAGAAUCCAGUUGACCCACAACAAGUCUUUCAGAACGCCAUCUCCAACAUUAUCUGCUCCAUUGUCUUCGGGGAUCGCUUUGAGUACACAGACAAGCACUUCAACGACCUCCUGGAUGUCAUCAAAUCAAACUUGUACCUGACAGGAUCUGCUGUUGGCCUGAUCUUCAACCAGAUCCCAUUCAUCAAACAUUUUCCAGGCCCCCAGCAGAUGAUCAAAAAACAGGCUGAUGAGCUGACGGGUUUCAUUAGGGACAAAGUCAUGGAACACCGCAAGACCUUGGACCGAAAUGAUCUCAGAGACUUCAUAGAUGCAUACAUAGUGGAGCAGGAGAGACAGGAGAUGAGUCCAGACUCAACAUUCUUUGAGGAAAACAUGGUGCUAACCGUGGCUGAUCUGUUCUUGGCUGGGACGGACACUACCUCCACGACCCUCAGAUGGGCAUUGAUCUACAUGAUGGAGCACCCCGAAAUUCAAGAGCGAUGCCAUGAGGAGAUUAUCAGCGUGCUAGGUUUCAACCGCAGUCCCUCCAUGGACAACAGAGAAGACCUUCCCUAUGUUUAUGCUACCAUCCACGAGGUCCAGAGAAUGGCCAACAUUGCUCCUAUGGGGCUGCCCCACCAGACCACCCAGGCCACCCAGCUGAGAGGUUACCACAUACCUAAAGGAACGGACAUCCUUCUUAACCUGACUUCGAUCUUGACGGACAAAGACCAGUGGAAAUACCCGGACACGUUUAACCCUGAGAACUUUCUGGAUGAGAAGGGCCAGUUCUACAAACAUGAGGCCUUCAUUGUCUUCUCGCUAGGCCUCCGGGUAUGUCUUGGGGAGCAGUUGGCCAGGAUGGAGAUCUUUGUGUUCUUCACCUCGCUCCUCCAGCGCCUGCGCUUCUCCUGGCCCCCUAACACCCCGCCUCCAGAUUUAGAAGGAACCAUCGGAGUGGUCCGAUGUCCCAACCCAUAUACCAUGCUGUGCCACAGCCGAGCCAUCACACACUGAAGGAAUGUGUCAACACGGUGUUGUGAUCGGGGUUAAUGAUAUGUCGGUGUGCUUCUUGAGAUUUCUUUGUUAAUGUUGUUUUGUACGUGUACCAGGACUAAUGUACAAUAAAUAUAAUUCCUCACAGUUUGUCAUGAUACUCUAUCUGUAGCUAUUGUUUUAUUUUGCCACGCUGUCCUCCACGUUGCACUCCUUACAACCAAGGUGUUUUAGAAUGACAUGGCAUUUUUGAUGUUUUGAUUAAAGUGGGUGUGAUGACCUUUCAGCCAGUGGUAUUCUAUGGGAAAGAUGACUGGGUUAAAUGUGUUUAGUGCCACUGAGGUGCACUGUGUAUUAUAGUGCAAUACUAAAUAAAAGAUUACCACCUUGGAACCUGACACCAUGACAAAAGAUUUUAAUCCCUGAAGU
Osmerus eperlanus (European smelt) is the source of this 1939-nucleotide messenger RNA. Its product is annotated as cytochrome P450 2J2-like. The coding region runs from base 23 to 1531 and encodes 502 amino acids. The transcript is spliced from 9 exons. NCBI's taxonomy places the organism in Eukaryota, Metazoa, Chordata, Actinopteri, Osmeriformes, Osmeridae. Gene Ontology annotation, molecular function: iron ion binding; oxidoreductase activity, acting on paired donors, with incorporation or reduction of molecular oxygen, reduced flavin or flavoprotein as one donor, and incorporation of one atom of oxygen; heme binding. Gene Ontology annotation, cellular component: intracellular membrane-bounded organelle; cytoplasm. Gene Ontology annotation, biological process: xenobiotic metabolic process. The record is from RefSeq and is a predicted model, not a curated record.